AUGGCCAAACAAUUGGUUUACUUGAGAUUUCCAAUGGAUCGUCCUAAGGAAUCAUCGAAACAAAACGAACCUAUGUUGACAGGUAAAUGGGACAAAGAAAAAUUGGAUCAAUUAUAUGACAUCGUACAUCCGUACUUAUUCUCUGGCAGGAUUGAGUUUAAUUGGAAGAAGCUAGAACAGCAUUUUGGGGAAUCAGCAGACUCGAUCAAGCGUCAGGUAAUCCUACUGUCCCAUCUGGAUCAUUAUAUUGGCGAAACACCUUCAAGAAAGAAUAGUUUAGAGACGAACCAAGCUUCAUCAUUGAAUAAGACCCUACAGCAAUUAGAGACUCUAAAGUUAGAGGACGCUGCGGACCGAGAGACUUUGAUAAAUAAUCUACAGGCCGCAAAGCUAACUACAAUCAACAGUCAUGAUGAGCCUGAUAGGUCAGUUGCUCCAAGAGCCAAAGAGCCUAAAGAUGACAAUACAAACGCGGUUGAGCUCCUGCUACACCGAUCAAUAUUUUUGAGAAAACAACCUUCCGAUUAUACCGGCUCAUCGUCCAUGAUUUACUCCCAAUCUGGGGGAUUUAGUGAUGAGGAUCCAGAAUUGGUCACCGAUUCAAAUAAUCAUGACUAA
Molecule: messenger RNA, 618 nt
Organism: Komagataella phaffii GS115
Lineage: Eukaryota; Fungi; Ascomycota; Pichiomycetes; Pichiales; Pichiaceae
Exons: 1
Coding region: 1-618 (205 amino acids)
Source: RefSeq, a predicted model, not a curated record